GGACCUAUUGGAAUUCGAAGUCCCAAGCCAAUCGCAGUCCACAACGCAGCCCCUCCCUCCGGUUCCCAACUCUUCAACUAGCUGUGGACUCCUGCGGCUACCAAAAUCGACGGCGCGGUGAUCGGACCCGCUUCACUUGGACCCCGAUUCCUCUCCCUUCCCCCUUCCGACCCCCUUUCUUCCCCUAUAAAUGGCGGGAGCUUUCACUUCUCUCUUUUUCUCCCUCCUCCAUUAACGCCCCAUCUCCCCUCCUCUCAUCAUCCCAAUCUCUCCCAAAUUCUCUUUCAAGAUUUCCCGAUUCUUCGCCACCUCCCCUCGAUCCAUGAAAUCCUAGAACCCAACGCGUCCUCGUAGGUCUUGCCCCAGAUUAGGGUUUCUCGAGAUCCCUCUCUCUCUCGAACCCUAUUCCUAAACCCUACCCCUUAUUUGUCUCCGGCUUGUUCUUGGAGGCUCCGCCUUGCUCUGCAGGGGCGGAGAGCGAUCGCUUCUCUUGGUGACAGCUCUUUUCUUUGCCCUCGGAACUCAACUCGAUCUGGAGAGUUGAAGGGGGCCCGAGAGAGAUCUCGAUCUCAAUGGAGGCUGCCGCGGGCCGCGGCGGAUCCCUUGCCGUGUCCUCCUCUCAGCCGGCCAGAAAGGAGUGGCGCGCCGUCUCCGAGCAUCCCUUUCGCAACAAUGGGGUAGAGGAACAGGAGCACGUUAAACUAGGGCUAUCCGAUGAGAGAACGAUAUAUGAGGUGCAGGAGGGAACGGGGCCACUGGAUGUGGACUUCUGUUCGAUCACGAUCGUUGGCGGGGGUUUGAAUGAUGAUAUAUUGCAGCAGAGGCUGCAAAGUAUCACCAGGCAGAGAGAGGAGCUUCAGCAGAGGGAGAUUGAGCUGCGAGCUCAGGUUAUUGCCAGGAUGGAGAUUUCGGAGGUGCAGAACAGCUAUGAAGAGCAAAUCAAGGAGCAUGCAAAUGCUGCUGUCGAACUAAAGGAACAACUACAAGAAAGAGAACAACAGUUACAUGAGUUGGAGAUGAAAUUGGAAGAGAAGGAUAGAGAGCUACGUGCUAUGAAAAUUGACAAUGAAGCGGCUUGGGCUAAGGAGGAUCUUCUUAGGGAACAAAACAAAGAGUUAGCCACCUUCAGAAGAGAGCGAGAUAACUUAGAAGCAGAAAGAGCACAGCACCUUAAGAAAAUCCGUGAUUUGCAAGAACAUAUACAAGAAAAAGAAAACCAGUUUCUUGCUUUGGAGGAGCAGCAUAGGGUUGCACAGGAAACUAUUCUUUACAAGGAUGAACAAUUAAGAGAGGCACAAACUUGGAUUGCUCGAAUUCGAGAAAUGGAUGCUUUGCAAUCCACAACCAACCAGUCGUUACAAGCUGAGCUACGAGAACGUACUGAGCAUUUUAACCAAUGUUGGCUUGGUCUUCAACAACAGUUUGUGGAAAUGGAGCGGCAUCAUCUGCAAGCCAUACAGCAGCUCCAAUUAGAGUUAGCUGAUGCAAGGGAACGAAGUGGAAUAUAUAAAGAUAAUUCACAAGUGUCUCAUGAGAACUCAAAGGGUUUAUCUUCAUACGCACAAAGCAAGGGAAACCAGAUUAAUGCGAAUGAUGGUGGCACAAUAAAUGGAAACAUGGGGUUAUUACCUAAUGGAAAUUUGGAUGGCGGUUCAUCUUUUGUUUCAGCUUCCAAUGCAUCUAUAAAGAGUGAACAUGGUGCUGGUGUUCCAGUUGUUCCAUCUUCCAUAAUUGGGAUGGGUGCCUUUCUUCCUCCUGGCCAGAUGACUGCAUUGCAUCCUUACGUGAUGCAUCCGCAAGGUGUUCCACAAUCUGUAUCAUCAACCAACUCACCCAUUCCUCAAUCUCAAAUGGGCCAUUUUCAGCCAUUAUCUACAAUUCCAGCUCACCAGCAGCGGCAAAAUCAACAGGAAGUACCUGAUAUCUCACAACUACCUAAUCAGAACAAAUAUCAACCAUCUCAAUCAGAGCAGAAUCUUUUAAGACCAGAUGCCAAUUAUAGGUUUGAGCUCGCUGCUGAAAGGCAGGUGGUCCAUCCAGACCAUCUUCACAACCACAUCAGCCAACAGCAGAGAUCUAGUCCUGUAAUCAGCGGAUCAAGUGAAGAAGUUCAGGUGCUCAAGUUGAAUGGAAAACCAUAUCCAGUGUCCCAAGAACCACAGGACACCUUGAAUGCAAACUCUCAGUUUAGUCCUACAUUAGGAUUUGAACCACCAGAACAGGUACAGGAUAAGAAGACAGUUGCUGCAGUCAACCAAUCACAGGAGACAGUUUUGACAUCAGGACAACAACAGUCUUCUAGUGUGGUUGAGUCUGUUCCUCCAAACAACUCUGUAAGCUCCAAUAUUGCAGCAGAAUACAAUGAGAAUGAAAUGAGUUUUCCUGAAGUUUCUGUCUCAGCUGUACGAACACCAAGUUCAAUGAUACCUGGGAAAUUUGUGGAGCCCACUCUUCUAGAUGAAAGGUCUCUUUUGGCAUGUAUCGUGCGUGCUAUUCCAGCUGGAUCUGAUGGUCGAGUCAGGAUCAGCACAACUUUACCAAAUAGGCUGGCAAAAAUGCUUGCACCUCUUCACUGGCACGAUUACAAGAAACACUAUGGCAAGCUUGAUGACUUUGUGGCUCAUCAUCAAGAAUUAUUUGUAAUUGAAGGGGACCAUAUUCACCUUCGUGAAGGAGCUCAAGAAAUUAUAUCAGCUACUACAGCUGUUGCGAAAGUUGCGGCUGCUGCUGCAUCUUCUGCACCUUACUCAUCAUUGCUGCCUUCAGUAGCUGUUACUCCUGUUGCACAGAGCAACCGCCAAAAAAAGUUACUGUCAGUUGAUUCCAGAACGGCAAACAAUGUGUCAUUUAUGGAAGGUGCUGCCCUGACAAACCUUGGAGAUUCAUAUGACAAGCAUUCGGAGAUUUCACAAGUGCAUGAUCAACAAUCAAAUGGUGUCAGCUUUAACAUCAUCCAAGGGCUCUUAGAUGUUAAAAUUUCAAGCAAGUCAAAAAAUCUCGAGGACCUCAAUGGUUUGUCAUCUGAAAUGAGAUCUGGUCAUUCAUCCAUACACAUCACAGUUGGAAAUGGAACAAAUCUUGAUAGAACAAAUUUGCGAUCUACCCAAAAUAAAGGACUAAGUAAUGGUAGACAUGGUGUUGGAGGGAAACAGCAGGGAAGGUCUUCUGGUGCUGGCUUGAUUUCCAGAAGAUAAAUUUGAUGGGCGUGAAGUACUACUGGACCUGAAGAAAAGCUCUGAAACAUUGCAUUUUUCUUGAUGCCCGCAGGUUGAAUUCUAGCUGACCACCUUUUUUGAAUUUUCUUAUUGAAUCUCGUACCUUUUAUUCUGUGGAAUUUUUUGCUUAGUUUGUCAAUCUGUACUCGAAACUGUGUUAACAAUGGAAGGCAGGAAAAAUGGAAGAGAUUUUGCAACUGUGCAAUAUUUGCUGCAUUCUCUUUAAUCUACUGGAUGAGGUUAAAAAGGACCAGAACUGUUAAUUAAACGCCUGAAGUUGUAAGUUGGCCUGUUUUGUCCUGAAAUUUGCUAGAGAAGAACUUUAAUGUGAUAAAGUUUUUUUUUUUUUGGUGCAAUGUGAUAAAAAACUUUGAUGUA
Messenger RNA from Phoenix dactylifera (date palm), 3593 nucleotides. Its product is annotated as RNA polymerase II degradation factor. The record is from RefSeq and is a predicted model, not a curated record. NCBI's taxonomy places the organism in Eukaryota, Viridiplantae, Streptophyta, Magnoliopsida, Arecales, Arecaceae.